AAAGUACACACAUUGAUGCAAGAGCGGUGAAAUUAAAUACUAAAGAUCCAUCUUUCAAGCAAAAUGUUUGAAAUUCCAGAUGAUGACGAUAACUUUUGGGAGGACCUACCACUUGAUGAUAUUACAGACAGAAGAACUCCUGUAAAGGAUGGUAGUGCUAGUGGCUGCAUGAAAAGAUUAUCAUCCGAGUCUGAUCAUCAAUCAUCUAACAAAAGGUUAAGACCAGGCCUUAUACGAUCACCAGAUGAUCAGGACUUUCAAAGAGGGGCCUACAGGCAUGCAAGAAAGAAUCUCCAAGAGAAACAGACAGAAAAGCAGCAGCAUACUAGCUGUCAACAGGAAAUUAGACAAGAUUCCAGGACAAGUGAAACAGACCAUACACAGUCUAGAGUACCAGCAGUAUCUCAACACAUUGUAGUGCAAGAGAAUAGAGAACCAGCAGGUCAUAUUACAAGACAGAGUAAAACAAGGCAGCAUGAAGACAGUCAUUUAAAGACUCCAGUUAGAACAAAAAGGAAAUUCCCAGGUCCUGCUGGACUCUUGCCAAGGAUUAGUCCAGGAAGUAUAAAAGACAAUCAACAGUUGCAAAAGCAGACAAUUUCAACAAGUCCAGAGAUCUUACAUCAACAGGAUGAAUCAGUAAUCUUGAGUUCACAGUCAGGGGAAGAGGUAUUUAACGAGAUUGCUUGGCAGACAUUACUUACUGAUCUGGGAGAGGAUGGUAGAAAGCAAAUGGUCAAAUUCUCUAUAGCGACAAGUUUUCAAAAAGCCAGAAAGAAACUGCUACCAAAAGGCAAGGUACCCUUAGUGAUAGCUGUUAUAGAGAGUGUUGACUGGCAGGGAUCUGAUGCUAGUAUUUGUUUAAAAGACAAAUCUGGACGGAUUCAUGGCACAGUUCAUCAGAGUUUGAUGAAAGAACAUCAGUGUGACCUUCAACCUGGAACUGUUGUUGUACUCAGACAGGUUAGCAUGAUAAGUCCGACAACCAGAAAUCACUAUCUGAAUGUCACUCCAGCCAAUGUUGUUGUUAUUUAUAGUAACACGUCAAAUGGAUUGAAAACCUCAAGAAAUAUAGAGAAAAAUAAAUCCUUAAACUCAGUACUCCAACAAGUGGAACCCUAUAUCAGUGAAGAUGGUAAUGUCCGAAGGAGAUCUGGAAUAAACCAGACUAAAACUCCAACAUCUUCCUGUGUUCAAGGAAGUAUGUCUACACCUGGUUCUAUUUCAAACAAGUUUAGACAAGGAAAUAUGUCUACACCUGGUUCCUUCCCAAACAAUUGUGGACAGGGAAAUAUAUCUACACCUAACUCUAUCUCGAACAAAUUUGGACAAGGUAAUAUAUCUACACCUGGUUCAAUCUCAAACAAAUAUGGACAAGGUAAUAUAUCUACACCUGGUUCAAUCUCAAACAAAUAUGGACAAGGAAAUAUAUCUACACCUGGUUCAAUCUCAAACAAAUAUGGACAAAGAAGUAUGACAACACCAGCUUCCUUUUCAAACAAAUGUGGACAAGGAAAUGCAUCUACACCGGGUUCAAACGAUUCUAGAAAUAUCAUAAACAGCAAUAACUUUAUUAAAUCAGAUCAGAUAGGAAGCAGUAUGUGUGUGACAACUCCACAAAUAUCUCAUAAUCUAACUGUACAUACUCCAACAAUUCAACAGAAUUUUUCUAAUCAGACACCUCAGAGGCCACAAAGUUCAAACAAGUUUAAAUUUGUGAAAACACCAAAUGUAUUGAACACUGGUUGUCAUUCCGUACAAAAUGCUGGAAGUCAUACAGGUCAGCCAAAUAACACAGAAAGUCGUAUACCCCUGACACCCAAUAUUCAAUUAUUGGCAAAACCGACAGUUUCAAAUAAUGGGAACAUAACCCCAUCUGUUUAUAGUAGGGUUUCCAAUACAUCGGUUUCUAUAAAUGAAAAUAAACAAAACUUUAAUAAGGCUUCCUCUUCUAUAAAUUUGACACAAGAUGAAAGAAAUAUCAGUGAGAAGCCUUAUUUCAGUAGAAAUCUGUGUUCAACAGACUUUAAUUCUAACAAGAUUGGUAACAACAAUACCUCUCUUGGGGCAAAAAAUACAAUUUCAAGCAAUAAUUUUCAAAGAAAUGUUCAGAUUGUACCUAGUAAACUUGGUAAUAGUGAAAUGCAGACAUCAAAGUGCGAAAUUACAGAAUGUAGUGCUAGUCCGUCAGUAAAAAAUGGCUUCAGGUUUAAAUCAUCAAAAGGGGCUAGUGUUACAGCUGAUCAAUGUAAAACUACAGACAUUCAUAUGACAGCAAUAUCGAAUGCUACCACUACCAAGUGUGAGAAUGUAUUAAAACAAGUGAGAGAUCCACCUAAACCGUGUUUUGAAGUUGAUUCCAUGUGGCAAGAUGAUUUAAGUGAUGAUCUUUUGUCACAGCUGUCAGAAGAAAUGAUGUAGAAAGAGAGACAGUCAUAAUAUAAUUUGUGGUCUGGAACAAUAACAUUUAAAGAAAAUAUUGCUUCAAGAAGAUGUUGAUACAUGAAAAUAUAAACUAACUGUUGUUUCAAUAAGUUCUGUUAAUUUGAGGAGAACUAAAUGAUCUGUAAUCAUGCAUGCUAAAAAGAGUCAUAUUGCUGACAUUAGAAACUAUUUGAAUCACCAAUCAUGCAUGCUAAAAAGAGUCAUAUUGCUGACAUUAGAAACUAUUUGAAUCACCAAUCAUGCAUGCUAAAAAGAGUCAUAUUGCUGACAUUAGAAACUAUUUGAAUCACCAAUCAUUAGCUAAAAGAUGAAAUAUGUGUUAAAACAGUGUGAUUAACUAAAAUAACAAUUUCAGUAAUAUGCUUAUAACCUUUAUGCCUACCUGAUUUACCCACAUGAAACCACAAGGUUGUUAAAAUAUUUUUAAAGGUGGAAAUAGUAUGCUAAAAAAAAGCCUGUGUCUUUAUAAUAUAACAGUUAUACCCUACUAGUUCUCAAAACGUCCGAACCCGUCCUUAAAAAUAUGUAACAUGGAAUGUGGUCUCGCUAGAACAUACAGCUUUGGCAUUAAAAAGACUAUAUUGCAACCCAAGUUAGUUCUUAAACAGUUCUUGAUACGUCCAACUCCUCUUUAUCCUGUUUGCAGUCCAUUUAUAUCCAGUUCAGAUUGGGUAAAAUUGCCUGUUCAACUCAUGGGGACGCCGUUAUAUAAACAGUCCAAGCCCGUCUGUAGUCUGUUUACACCGGCUUUAACUUUUUCUACUUAGUUUCUUAUAUUCAAAAUCCGUUCUAACUAAGUCCUAACUUCAUCACCAUGUUCGCACGCAGACAGU
This is a messenger RNA of Mytilus californianus (California mussel), 3278 nucleotides long. RefSeq lists its product as uncharacterized. The record is from RefSeq and is a predicted model, not a curated record. Lineage: Eukaryota; Metazoa; Mollusca; Bivalvia; Mytilida; Mytilidae. The transcript is spliced from 9 exons. Bases 64 to 2421 code for a protein of 785 amino acids. Gene Ontology annotation, biological process: recombinational repair.